Messenger RNA from Pungitius pungitius (ninespine stickleback), 1323 nucleotides. RefSeq names its product forkhead box E3 (gene foxe3). NCBI's taxonomy places the organism in Eukaryota, Metazoa, Chordata, Actinopteri, Perciformes, Gasterosteidae. The transcript has a single exon. Gene Ontology annotation, biological process: cell differentiation; regulation of transcription by RNA polymerase II; anatomical structure morphogenesis. Gene Ontology annotation, molecular function: DNA-binding transcription factor activity, RNA polymerase II-specific; RNA polymerase II cis-regulatory region sequence-specific DNA binding. The coding region runs from base 1 to 1323 and encodes 440 amino acids. The record is from RefSeq and is a predicted model, not a curated record.
AUGAAUCUGGCAAAUUACUCGUACUUCUCUGGCAUGUGCAACAUGACCGCCGAGAUGCAGCACUCCUCGCCCCCCGCCGAGGCGAGUCCCGUGGUCAUGUCCCCAGGUGUGUGCCUGGACUCUCCGCAGCCGCCUCCGGUGCUCCAGGCCCGGCCCAAGGACAACGGCGUGCUGAUCAAGUCGGAGCCGCGCGGCCACAGCCCGAACGCGGAGGAGGACGGAGGAGCCGCGGGACACACCGAGGAGCACCUGCCCACCGGGAGCCGGCGGAGGAAGAGGCCCGUCCAGAGGGGGAAGCCUCCCUACAGCUACAUCGCCCUCAUCGCCAUGGCCAUAGCCAACUCCCCCGAGAGGAAGCUCACCCUGGGGGGCAUUUAUAAGUUCAUCAUGGAGCGCUUUCCCUUCUACCGGGAGAACUCUAAAAAGUGGCAGAACUCCAUCCGCCACAACCUCACCCUCAACGACUGUUUCGUGAAGAUCCCCCGGGAGCCCGGCAGGCCGGGCAAGGGCAACUACUGGACCUUGGACCCCGCCGCCGAGGACAUGUUCGACAACGGCAGCUUCCUGCGGCGGCGGAAGAGAUUCAAGCGCACCGACGUGAGCACCUACCCGGGCUACAUGCAGAGCUCCAGCGCGUUCACCCCGACCCCGAUGGGCCGGCCCUCGUACCCCAACACCCUGUACGCGGGGAUAGGCUCCGGCUACGGCUCUCAGCUGACGGCCGCGUCCCCGCAUCCGGCCAUGCUGCAUCACUACCAGACCCCCGGCGGCGGCGGCGGAGGCGGCGGGGGGGGGCAGGGGCAGCCGCGCAGCAUGUUCAGCAUCGACAACCUCAUCAGCCAGCAGCAGCAUCAGCAGCAGCAGCAGACGGCGCAGGGCGGCGCGGGGGGGGACCUAAGCCCCCAGGCACUGGGGCUGGGGCUGCACUUGGGAGGCGACAUGGGCGCCAUGACCUCCGGCUGCUCGGUGGCCGGCAACGAGCCGCCGGGGUGCUUCCAGGGCCAGGCUGCGGUCAACCACCCGUCGGGGAACAUGCUGAGCAGAAGCAGCGGGAACCUGCCGUCCAACCUGGCGGCCGGGUACCCGUACUCCUCCUCGGGCUCCCCCCCGCACCUGUCCACCAUGGGGGGUCAGUCCGGGUUCUCCCCGGGGAGCUCUCAGGUGUACUGCUCCGGGAACCGGCUGUCCCUGCCGGCCCUUCGCCCGGGAUCCUGCGCCGAGCACACGGAUCAGCUGCUGGGCCUCCCCAGCCCCAUGAACUCGUACAACAACUCCUACAUGAGACAAGCUAACUUUGCAUCAGGGUUAGAGCGCUAUAUGUAA